CAUGCAGGAGAACUAUGAGAAUGUGACCUCGCUGGGGUUUCCCGUUUCCAGACCUGAUGUGAUCUCCCAGCUGGAACAGGGGGAAGAGCCGUGGAUCCCAGACCUCCAGGGUUCAGGGGAAAGAGAAAUCCUAAGACGUCCCUGCACAGGUGAGGCGAUGGUGAGUGAGAAUGAGGUGCAGAAGUCUCAGCAGGAAGAUGCUGCGCAAGUGGAAUCACAUGGAGCAUUAUCGCAGAGAUCCGAAGGGGAUGUGUCCAGGAGUCAUGAGGAGGGACAAUCCUGUGAGAUUCAGCACAGAGCAGAGAGAGAGCAGGGAAACCAGCCAGGGGAGAAAUUGGAUAAAUUCAUUUGCUCUCAGGGAACUCACAAGGACCUCAAGGAAACCACAGCCCAGCAGAAAAUCCUCAGGAGAACGAAAAAAAAUACCUGCCCCGAGUGUGGGAAAAACUUUAGUCACUGCUCAACCCUUACUAAACAUCGGAGAACACACAGAGCAGAGAGACCCUUUGAAUGCUGUGAGUGCGGGAAAACCUUCAUUUGGCACUCGCACCUUAUUACGCAUCAGAGAAUCCACACCAGAGCGAAACGCUAUGAGUACCGCGAGGGUGGGAAAACCUUCACUCCGAACUCAAACCUUAUUGCACAUCACAGAAUCCACACAGGUGAGAAACCUUAUGAGUGCGGCGAGUGUGGGAAAAACUUCACUCAGAGCUCAGACCUUACUACCCAUCAGAGAAUCCAUACGGGGGAGAGACCCUAUGAAUGCCGUGAGUGUAAGAAAAGCUUCAUUCGACGGUCGCACCUGAUUACGCAUAAGAGAAUCCACACAGGGGAGAGGCCCUAUGAAUGCUGUGAGUGUGGGAAAAGCUUCACUGCCAGCUCAAACCUUAUUCAGCAUCAGAGGAUCCACACAGGGGAGAGGCCCUAUGAAUGCAGCGAGUGUGGGAAAAGUUUCACUCAGAGCUCAGACCUUACUACACAUCAGAGAAUCCAUACGGGGGAGAGACCCUAUGUAUGCUGUGAGUGCGGGAAAAGCUUCAUUCGACGGUCACACCUGAUUACGCAUCAGAGAAUCCACACAGGUGAGAAACCCUAUGAAUGCUGUGAGUGCGGGAAAAGCUUCACUGCCAGUUCAAACCUUAUUCAGCAUCAGAGAAUCCACACAGGGGAGAGGCCAUACCAAUGUUGCGAGUGUGGGAAAAGCUUCACUCAGAGCUCAGAACUUGCUACACAUCAGAGAAUGCACAAGGGUGAGAGACCCUAUGAAUGCUGUGAGUGUGGGACAAAUUUCACUGACCGCUCCGCCUUUCUCAAUCAUCAGCGAAUCCACACCGGAGAGAGACCCUACGUAUGCUUUGAGUGCGGGAAAACCUUCACUCGGAGCUCAAACCUCAUUACACAUCAGAGAAUUCACACAGGUGAGAAACCCUAUGAAUGCAGUGAGUGCGGGAAAAGAUUCACUCACAGCUCAAACCUUAUAACGCAUCAGAGAAUCCACACAGCGGAAAGGCUCUAUCAAUGUGAGUGCGGGAAAAGCUUCACGGAGAGCUCGGCCCUUCUUAAACAUCGGAGAAUCCACGCAGGAGACAAACCCUACAAAUGCUGUGAGUGCGGGAAAACCUUCACUCGGAAGAGCAACCGUGGGCUGUUCCAGCGAAUCCCCACGGCAAAGAGAAAAAACCCAUGCACCGAGUGUGGGAAAAACUUCACUUACCGCUCAGACCUUCUUAUACACGAGAGAAUCCACAUGGGGGAGAGACCCUAUGAGUGCCCUGAGUGCGGGAAACGCUUCAAUCGCAGCUCAACCCUUAUCAGACACCAGAGACUCCACACGGGGCAGAGACCUUACAAAUGCCCCGAGUGCGGGAAACGCUUCCCUCAGCACUCAGCCCUAGUUACCCACCAGAGGAUCCACACCGGGGAGACCCCCUAUCAGUGCUCGGCGUGUGAGAAACGCUUCACUCAGAGCUCAAACCUCAUGGCCCACCAGAGGAUCCACACCGGGGAGCGAGCUUACAAAUGCCGGGACUGUGGGAAAAGCUUCACCGUCAGUUCAAACCUGAUCCGGCAUCAGAGAAUCCACACGGGAGAGACCCCCUACGGAUGCGCCGAGUGCGGGAAAAGCUUCACGGUGAGCUCACACCUUAUUCGACACCAGGGCACCCACACUGGCGAGAACCCUUAUACAUGCGCCGACUGUGGGAGAAGCUUCAAACAGAACUCCAACCUUAUGGCACAUCAGAGAAUUCACACGGGAGACAGACCCUAUAUGUGCACUGAGUGCGGGAAACGCUUCACGCAGAGCUCAGCCCUUAUUAAACACCAGAGGAUCCACAACGGAGACUAACGGGACAAAGAUUUUGCUUCCCGCAGAGUGGCCUUGAAAGGGUGUUUGCACCAUUUGCUCACUGUGGUCUCUCAGGGGAGUCGCUUGCUUUUACAGCUUGGCCUUCGGUAAAUCCCAUGAUCCUUUCUAUCAAGUCUUUUGUCCUAUUAGUCAUGGGAGUGUGUCCCUCUCUUACCCGGAAUGUCUCCCGGUGGGGGAGACAGAGCUGAUCUCAGCUAGACACACUGAAAGCAGAUCUAUCUCGGGUAUCUUGGGGUGAGUCCGAGAGAUUUGCUCUUUCCCCAUCGCCGUCUGGCCCCCGCCCACUCCCUCACUCCGGCAGCAUUAGCUUCUGUCUGACCUACACAGAGUUUGUCCUCCUUACAUACACACAGUCAUUUUAUUUUAAAAAUGACUAACAAACAUAUAGCUUAGAGAAAUAAGAGCGGGGAGGCGAGCUCCACCAAUUGUUUAUCUCACUGCAAUUCAGGGUGCUGGCUCCCAAUGUUUAGUCACCGGAGUUCUUUUAUGUACCUUAGAGGAGACCAGGAUUAAGACCAAGCAAAAUCACCACAAUUAUUAACCAUGGCUAUUUUAUUAUUAAAAAAGGAAACAUCAAAAAAAGCAACACAAAUGACAGCAUACACAUGAUAAACUGAUUAUUUCUGUUACAAUCUCUUUUGUAUGCCUCUCCGUGGAGAGUUUUUAACCCUAUUAG
Terrapene triunguis (Three-toed box turtle) is the source of this 3044-nucleotide messenger RNA. RefSeq names its product zinc finger protein 345-like. Gene Ontology annotation, molecular function: RNA polymerase II transcription regulatory region sequence-specific DNA binding; DNA-binding transcription factor activity, RNA polymerase II-specific. The record is from RefSeq and is a predicted model, not a curated record. The transcript has 5 exons. Gene Ontology annotation, cellular component: nucleus. Lineage: Eukaryota; Metazoa; Chordata; Testudines; Emydidae. Bases 2 to 2347 code for a protein of 781 amino acids. Gene Ontology annotation, biological process: regulation of transcription by RNA polymerase II.